ACAGACAUGCAGUGGGCUGGACGAGUUUAGGCUUAGUUGAUUUGGCUGGAUUCAGUCCGGAAGGUUUGCUGCAGACUCCAAAAAAUUGAGUAGUUCUGAUUGGUCGGGUGACUGAGCAGGGUCCUAGCACUCGAUGUUAGGAGCAGAACCGGAGGUAAAUGGAGCUCUGACGAGAGCAAGCCUACUACUAGAGUAGGUCGUUGGCGUUGCAGGUGGCACGUCCCUGAGGUCCAGAGCAGAUGUCGCUCGCGAUUCGCGUCAGCAAGUCCCUCUUGUAACCAAUGCACGUCGUGGAAGGGGGGGUCGUCUAAAUGGUUAAGACACUCAAGCCGAUUUCGUUAAGGCUUCGAGAGAUCCUGGGUUCGAAUCCCGGUCACCCCACCAGGAAGGGCCCUGGUUUACCAAAACCCAUCCACACCUUGGUGGUGUGUAGACCCCCCCUGUGGUGCAGGGUGUCUCUGGGGUACAAGGCUGGAGCUCUGGGCCUGCAACUGGAGAGCUUUCAAGUUCAAGAUCCAAGAUUCAAGUGGAGCUCUGGGCCUGUCAAUGGGAGAGUUCUAGAUGAUCUGUGUGGUCAAGGCAGUGGCUGUAGUUGUCACCUAGCUGUUGAGAACUCCAGUAGGUGUGUGGUGUCACCUGGCUGUUGAGGUUUCCAGUAGGUGUGUGGUGGAACAAAAACUUCUCUUCUCUUCUCUGAUCUCUGGCCCUAUCGAGGUUCUGUGAUAUGAUCCAGGCUGCCUUGGCAGUAGGGUGGUAGUGCGUCUACCACCGCAACCUUGUAAGGAUGACUUUAAAAAAAAAAGACGUCGGACUUCUCACCGCACAGCUCAAGGCGGCUAAGCUGGAGCACUUUGUUGCCAUCUGGACGGCGGGUGGCGCGCUUUGUGAAGUGGAGGAGGUUCAGGGUGGGUCACCGAAGUUGAACUUGCGGCUGACGCUUGCAUCACCUGUGCAGGCCCCCUAGGUUCCUUUUGGGUGGCGUUUCUUUCCAGGCGCUGGCGUGGCGUAUUAUCGUCAUCAGCUUGUCUGGCGCCCAUGAGCGUAGUACUAGCUCUGGCUGGAGUGGCAGCGCCUGGGCGGCUGUGGGACUUCCUGCACAGAGCGUCUUGCAGCGGACUGGAGCCCGCUUAGUCAGCGCCACAUCUGGCCCGUUUAGUUUUCUGCUUGUGUCUCCUCUGCCGGUUCUCCUGGGGUGUUGCUUAAGCAACCGACUUGUGGGGGUGGGGUGGGUUUGGGCGGGGCGUGUGCGUAGCGCUGGUGGUUUCUUUUCUGGCGCGCGGUGGUGGUGGUUCUUGCGGUUAGGCUGUGGUGUAGGUUGGUGCUUGGGUUAGGUCUGGCGGUGUUUAGGUGCUGGUGUACCGGCUGCAACAUGCUUACCUGCCUUGCGGGCUGUACCGGGCGGGCAAGGGAAUUCGUCCACGGGUGACCACGGGGUGCGGGGGGUUGGGGGCGCACUGUCCUCACCCCGCCUGCGGGCCACCUGGCCCGCGGGCGUGGGCCAGCCUGACGCACAUCUUCCUGGAGUGUCCAGCUUAUGCGCAGGCGAGGACGUGGCUGCAGCAGCUGUGGGCCUGCGUUGCGCCCCAGGCAGCGGCGCCGCCAGUGACAGACGCAGGCUUCAUGCUGGGGGACCGCAUGGGUAUGUGGGCCUCAGGCCCGUGGGGGGCGGGCGCGCUGCUGUGGAGCACUUUGCGGGCCACCUUCUUGUACGCCGUCUGGUGUGCGUACUGGUCCCGCGAGCCUGCUAAGCAGGGGUGGGCGGUUCUGCUUCGAGUGGAUAGCGUCAAGGGACGAAUUCGCUCGAGGUCAUGGGUUCGACUCCCAUACACCCCUCCGAUUUUGAUCGGAAUGAAUAGACUACAGACAUGCAGUGGGCUGGACGAGUUUAGGCUUAGUUGAUUUGGCUGGAUUCAGUCCGGAAGGUUUGCUGCAGACUCCAAAAAAUUGAGUAGUUCUGAUUGGUCGGGUGACUGAGCAGGGUCCUAGCACUCGAUGUUAGGAGCAGAACCGGAGGUAAAUGGAGCUCUUACGAGAGCAAGCCUACUACUAGAGUAGGUCGUUGGCGUUGCAGGUGGCACGUCCCUGAGGUCCAGAGCAGAUGUCGCUCGCGACUCGCGUCAGCAAGUCCCUCUUGUAACCAAUGCACGUCGUGGAAGGGGGGGUCGUCUAAAUGGUUAAGACACUCAAGCCGAUUUCGUUAAGGCUUCGAGAGAUCCUGGGUUCGAAUCCCGGUCACCCCACCAGGAAGGGCCCUGGUUUACCAAAACCCAUCCACACCUUGGUGGUGUGUAGACCCCCCCUGUGGUGCAGGGUGUCUCUGGGGUACAAGGCUGGAGCUCUGGGCCUGCAACUGGAGAGCUUUCAAGUUCAAGAUCCAAGAUUCAAGUGGAGCUCUGGGCCUGUCAAUGGGAGAGUUCUAGAUGAUCUGUGUGGUCAAGGCAGUGGCUGUAGUUGUCACCUAGCUGUUGAGAACUCCAGUAGGUGUGUGGUGUCACCUGGCUGUUGAGGUUUCCAGUAGGUGUGUGGUGGAACAAAAACUUCUCUUCUCUUCUCUGAUCUCUGGCCCUAUCGAGGUUCUGUGAUAUGAUCCAGGCUGCCUUGGCAGUAGGGUGGUAGUGCGUCUACCACCGCAACCUUGUAAGGAUGACUUUAA
Chlamydomonas reinhardtii is the source of this 2653-nucleotide messenger RNA. RefSeq lists its product as uncharacterized. Lineage: Eukaryota; Viridiplantae; Chlorophyta; Chlorophyceae; Chlamydomonadales; Chlamydomonadaceae. The transcript is spliced from 2 exons. The coding region runs from base 785 to 964 and encodes 59 amino acids. The record is from RefSeq and is a predicted model, not a curated record.